Messenger RNA from Tilletiaria anomala UBC 951, 1497 nucleotides. Its product is annotated as amine oxidase. The coding region runs from base 1 to 1497 and encodes 498 amino acids. The record is from RefSeq and is a predicted model, not a curated record. Lineage: Eukaryota; Fungi; Basidiomycota; Exobasidiomycetes; Georgefischeriales; Tilletiariaceae. Gene Ontology annotation, molecular function: oxidoreductase activity. The transcript has 3 exons.
AUGGCGGUCGUUGAUACGCUCAUCAUCGGCGGCGGCUGGGCUGGCCUGAUUGCCGCCACGCGUCUCUCUCACGCCGGCAAGAAGGUCAUCCUCCUGGAGGCACGCGAGCGCAUCGGCGGCCGAGCCUUUACGCAUACAUGGACGCCCGAGACGCCGGCAGAUAGCAAUGCAUGCACUCAUGAAGCCGGUCCCAGCGGCAAGGUCUUUGUCGUCGACUUUGGCUGCUCAUGGAUUCACGGCUUUGAGGAGGGCAACCCUGCGCGUAAGCUCGCUGAACAUUAUGACAUCAAGGCCAACAUUCCAAAGCCCACCACUUCCAAGGUGAUCGGGCCUCACGGCCCUCUGUCUGAGCAUUUGGCGUCUAAACUUUGCGCAAAUUUGGGAGCAGCCCAAGCAGCGGCAGCGAAGCUGGCUCAAUCUGAAGGCCCAUCACUGCCCGACUCAUCACGCUCUCUCGCAGACUAUCUUUUCUCAUCAUCUUCCCCUCUUUAUGAAGGUAUAUCGUCGCAAGGCGACAAAAAACUCGCAUCUGAUUUUGCACGCCUUUUACACGUGCCCCUCGGUGCAAGACUUGAAGACAUCGCCCUGCGCUGGACUGGGUUUGAGCGCAACUUUGCCGGUACGGACGCAGCUCCUGAGGGAGGCUUCACGCGGCUAAUCACCAAGAUCGUGGAGGACGCUACUAAGCACGGUGCUCAGAUUAAGACGUCGCAAGUUGUCCAGCAGGUCAAAUUUCUCACAGAGGGGAACGGUUCGCGCGUGCAGGUUGUCAGUCAGGACGGCCUCAAGUACGAGGCUGCCAGCGUGCUCUGCACGAUUCCACUCGCCGUCUUAAAGGGGGCAAAAGGCAUGUUUGAGCCAAGUCUGCCAGAGAGGCGCAAGGCUGUCAUUGACCGAGUGAAUGUCGGCGCGCUUAACAAGGUCCUCCUUUCAUACGAUAACCCGUGGUGGGAAGUGAAGACAGGAUCUUUUACCAUCCUUCCCACCACUUUGAUACCUGCAGAUCUACAGAGCGCUUCUUUGCGCGACAUUUUCUCUUCGAGCACCCUAAUCGUCAGUUCAUUCGCCGCUCCGAACGGGUUACCGGACCCCAAUCCUUCACUUUUGGCGUAUGUCGGUGCCGAGCACGGCAGGGCCAUCGAGCGUUUUACACGCCAGGAGGUCGCCGAGGCGCUGCACGCCUACCUCUUCGAGCGUAUCGGAAGCAAAGCUGGUGCCAUUGAACAGCCAAAGCACAGCUUCUACUCACGUUGGAACAAGCAGGAAUUCACUAGGGGCGCCACCACGACCCCAGUCGUCGUCGGCGAGAAUCACAGCCCGCUCGAUUUUGUUGAACUAGGCAGGCCCCUUUGGGGAGGUGCUCUGAACUUUGCGGGCGAACACACUGAAAUGGAUCACCGUGGCUCAAUCGCUGGCGCAAUUGUAAGCGGUGAGCGGGAAGCCCAGCGCAUAGUCGACUAUCUAGAACGCCAGAGCUAUCAAGCACAGAAGCUGUAG